AAGAUUAUCAGUUUGUGGACUUUGAACUCAAUAAGAGGGCAAAUCCAGUGAAUUUACAAGCUCUCCCUUUUGUUUUCUCCUCUACAUUGCAGAGGUAAGUAAGACUGCUAGCUUUUCUGUGAAUUAUUAAAAAAAAAAAAAUUGAGAAUUAUUUCUGUUCCUCAUUUCUCGCUUGAUCGCUGGAUUUUUAAUCGAGGAAUUUGGGCCAAGAUUUAUCGGAGAUCUGAGCUUCAUCUCUACAAACUAAACCAGCGUAUCUUCGGUUUCUCUUUCCUUGCUUUUUCCAAUAAAUUUUCUAAAUUUUCCAGUAAGUUUUCUCUAUGGAUUUGCUUCCGUUUGCUCUGAAGUCUCGUCAACAAUGAACAACUUUUGCAGUGUCCGAACAAUUUUUUGCAGAGUCCCUUAGGGAGUUCUGAUAUUUUGCGGUUUCAUUAUGCAACUAGGUUUUUUACAGUAGUUUGGUCAAGGUUUCUUUAGCUCUCAGCCCUCUUGUAAUCACUAAUUAGAAAAUGCCCAAGUCCUCUCUCUCUUGUCUCUGUAAUCUUAAGUUUCUGACUCUGUAAUCCAUGAAUGAACUCUUUUAUUGAAAAGUUUAUGACUCUGUAAUCCAUGAAUGAACUCUUUUGUGUCAUGAAUGAACUCUUUUGUGGGAACAUUAGUUCAGUGGAAAGCUUGAAGAUAUUCGGAUCUAGAAAUUUUGUGCAGAGGAUUAUAGGAACAUGGCAUCGGGUUCUAGUGUCGAAUUCAAUGGCUGUAGUCUUCUUCCUUUCACGGAUGUUCCAGAACAUUCUAAGAGGUUUCCUCCCUUUCCAGAAAGCUGCGGCUGCACCACAUUUGCCUUUCCUGGUAUGAACUACAUGGAUUGGCUAAUAAUGAUGAAGGGGAACUCAGUCAAUGUUGGGAAUAUUGGGAAUAUGUGUACUGCUGGUCGCCCUCCUUUUCCAUCUCCUACUCCUCUUCGAUCUUCAAAUGGAUUUCCAGUUCCUUUUAUUCAUGUGGACGAGCUUGAUUCAGUACCAAAAACAGUAGCUAACAUGAGCUCAAGUGAAGCUCAGGAAUCACCUCUAGCACCUGUGACACCAGAAAAGAGUAUUGGGGAAGAGAGGAUAAGGAACCACCAGUCCUCAGUGGCCACUGAUUUCUAUUUGGAGAGAAAUUUGCAUCCAAGGAUCUUGUCCGAAUAUUUGACAGAAAAUAUCCCACAACCUCAGGUCUCCCCAGAAACUUUGCCACAAAAUGCUCCACUGCAUAUGGAAUUGUCGGAAACAUUGCCAGAAAACAAUCCACACUGUAGGAUCUUGCCUGAAAAUGAGCCUGGUCAUACGGCACUCAGUAAAGAAGGCAGCUUUGUUCCGGAGAACCAAGAGAAGGAAUGCCAGAUCGUGGAAAAGAAAGAAGCUCAAGGCAUGGACCUAUACAAAACACCAGCUCAAAAACCACCAAAGAGGAAAAAGAUAAGGCCAAAAGUGAUCAAAGAAGGCCAAACCAAUAGGACCCCAAAGGCUGCUGCCUCAAAAGAAAAUGUGCCAACAAAGAAGAAGAGGUCCCCAGGAAAGCGUAACAAGGCCAACACGUCCCCUACAGAAGCCAUAACCAAUCCCGCUAGCGAGGCUGCCAAUUUUAGUGGUGUUACUAGUUUGGCUGCUAGUGUUGGUGCUGGUGCUAAUUUGGUCCCUAAUACUAGUAAUGCUUCUAGUUCAGCAACCAAAGUUCGUGUUGACUUUAUUACAGCUGCCAGAGUUAGCAGUACUCCUUCAUGCAGGCGGGUUUUGAACUUUGAUGAUGAAAUCCAUCAUAGAGAGGAAGACUUGAAAACAGCUGCAAUACCCCAAGAGAAACUUCAGCCAAGAGAGAUCAGAUUUGAACCAACUAUACGGGUUCAGGACAAACAUCCAUUUGAUAUGAACCAGUCACAACCACAAAUUCCAGACAGUUACCAUAUGCCACCAAAUCCACCUCUGGAAAACUACCAUAACCCAUCACAAAAUCCACCUCUGGUGAGCUGCCAUAAUCCACCUCCGAAUCCAGAGUUGGCAUCUUCAAUGAAGCGAAAUAUGAAUGUAAAAACCCUUGCUCGAAGAAGAGACGUGGGAACUACCCAGGCACAUCAUGGACAAGUCCAAGAAGUGGGUUUUUCUUCUAAUGAACUACAAUUUCGAACAAAAGAGUCAGUUCACCCUAUUCUUAGACUCAAGCAAUCCUAUACAGAGAUGCUUCAGGAGUACAGUGUACACAAGAAAAGUCUGCAAUUCCCAAAUUUUCAGGUGAACAAUAUGGCUGGGAAGAGGCUCUGUGAGCCUGCAUCCAUUGACCUUUCCUCUCCUUCUACCCAGAUAGCUGGAGAAAUCUCAAAGAGUUGUGUGCAGGAACCAGUACGUAACAAGAAACUAACAGACAAGAUGUUGUUCAUACUUAAAAGCACUGGGAAAGAUGGUACGGCCAGACCUAGUGCUUGUGAGUAUGAUCGCAAAAGAGAAAAUUUCUCCAUGAAAGCACUGUCAACUAAUGUUCGUGGAGGAAGCCAUGUCAAUUUUGACCUCCAUGUCCAUAAGUAUAUGGUGGCCACAACUACCAGUAUGGAAGAAAAGGAAAAGAGAAGAAGAAGAAAGAGAAAACAUGACCAAGUUGAGGACUUGAACUCUUUGCAAUUGGCUGGGAAUUACAAUUUGAGAUUAACAACAGAGCCCAGUGCAGGUUCGAUGAAGCAAGCACCAACUCCUGUCAAUAGGAAAUUGAAACGUGCAAAGAAGGAAACUCAUCUUGAAGAAAUCAUGCGCCUUCAUGCUCAAGGGGUCUUGGAGAAUCAAUCUUCCUUUAUGAAAUCUCAUUCUUAUUCUCCCCAAAUGCACAAAGAUGGCAUCUCAAAUGAGAUUUCUUUUCCCCAUCAUCCUCAACCUGGAGGGUGGCAUAUCGUUCCAAGGAAUUUCACUCAUGAUCAUCAUAGUAGCAGCAUUGCACAAUGGGGGUCUCAUGCAUCAGAGACAUUGUUCGAUCCUAUUGAUGUGCUUGUCAAAAAAUUGAAAGCUCUAGCAAUUAUCGAUGAGAGCAAGGAAAAUCAGUUGGUUCCUUACAUUGGAGAUGGUAAAAUGGUGCCAUACGAAAGACGAAAGAGGCGUUCAAGGAUCAAAGUUGAUCUAGACAUGGAAACAACUCGGGUCUGGAAGCUUUUGAUGGGCAAUGAGACUGAUGGUCUAGAUGGACUCGACGAGGAGAAGGAGAAAUGGUGGGAAAGGGAACGGCAAAGAUUCGAAGGACUUGCGGAUUCAUUUAUUGCACGCAUGCAUCUGGUGCAAGGAGACAGGCGAUUCUCGAAGUGGAAAGGAUCUGUCGUUGACUCGGUAGUUGGAGUAUUUCUAACUCAGAAUGUCUCCGAUCACCUUUCCAGCUCUGCAUUCUUGUCCCUUGCGUCGCGCUUUCCUCACAAGAGAGGUAGCAACAAUGCAACAGCUCAAACACCCUCAGUGGAGGUGCAUUUGCAAGAGCCACAAGAGAUCAUCCAACAAGAGCCAGAAGUGAUCAUCAUGGACUCUGAAGAAACAAUCCAUUGCCAAAACUUAUCAAUCAAACAAAGUCAGCAAGAAAGCUCUGUGCCCCCUCAAGAAAAUGAAUGCAGAGAAGAUCUUAUAAAGGCCAUGGCACAGUAUAACGAGUCAUGUGAAAAUGAUGUCAUGUAUGACAAACAAUGCUUAUUACAAGGGAUGGAUUUACCUAGAUCUGAAAUGAGUCAGUCAUCAUAUGUGGAAGCGAUUGAGCAUCAACCAAACAAUGAAACUAUGGAAAAGAACAGAUCAAGUCAGACAGAAGCAGAGAAUGGGGAAUCAAUGCAAAACACUGAUCUGCAAUUUACCUCAUCCCAAGAUUCUACUUCGACCAUUCAGACUGUGGAGCACUAUGGAUCAAGUUCAGGAUCCACUCCUGAAAGAGAUGAGAUGAUGACCAGUUGCAAUCAUGACAAUGCCAAUGGCUCUUCCUUCAAAGAGCUUCUGAAUAGAACAAGGACAAAAAUUAUAUGGGAUUUGGACCUAAAUCGGACCUAUACUAUGUCAUCUGAGGAACAUAUGCAUGAGAAGGAAACACCAAGUUUGGAUCAGUCAGGUGAUGGAAAGCUGUCAAACUCAUUGCCAAAUAAUAGCACGCCUAUGCUCCAGAGAAAAGUUGAGUUAAAGGAAACAAUUGAAAAAGAACUUUCUGCUGCUUACAUUUUGUUGAGAGAUUCAAUUACACAUUCCACACAUGAGAAAUGCUCUGAAGCUUCACUUGAAGAAACAAAAUCUCCUGUUGUCUCAACUGAUAUUGAAACUGAUGCUGAGAGUUGCAUCAACUGUGAAAGAAAUCAACCGGCUUCCAAUAAAGAAACUUUAGCAGAACCUAUUACUCUGCAAAAUGAAACUUUUGGCACCAAUUUAUCCCCCAAUACCCAAAACUGUGGAGAACAAUUGCAGUCAUCACCCUCUUUGGAACCAGGAGCUCUCAGAAGAGAUUCCAACUUAAGCAGCAUUUGUGAAAAGGAGAAGAACGAGGACACAACUCAGGAACUAGAUGGCACUUGCCAUCUGAGUUCAGGUUUAUCCCAUGAUCAUGCAAUUGAUUUCUCAGAAGAGUCAGGGAAGCAGAAUCUCUCAUCUGAAAGUUCUUUGAAUGCAGAUGAAACCCGGGCUGAAAGAACUCCCAAGAGUUUAGGGCAGAAAGACGAGACAGCAGAGCAUUUUAGUUCAAGUAUACUAGAUCGUCCUCAAGAUAUUGCUGAAUGCUUGAGAAUAGAGGACAGGGAAGUACCCGUAGAAAAGAAUCCAGAUGCCCCAAAUAUAAGGGAUGGAAGUUCCAGUGUCACAAAUGAAAAUACUGAAAGAGUUGAAGAAAAACAGAAGAAGGGAAAGGUGACAGUAGUCAAGAAAGCGGUUUUCGAAUGGGAAUCCUUCAAAAGGCACAUACAACCAUGCUCAGGAGCAAGAGAUCCCGACUCGCAAGACUCUGUGGACUGGGAAGCAGUGAGAUGUGCCAAAGUAGAAGAUAUAGCUUAUACCAUCAAGGAGAGAGGGAUGAAUAAUGUACUUGGAGGAAGAAUAAAGAAUUUUCUCAAUCGGCUGGUAGAAGAGUAUGGAAGCAUUGACCUUGAGUGGUUAAAAGAUGUUCCUCCUGACAAAGCCAAGGAUUACCUCUUAAGCAUAAGAGGAUUGGGACUCAAGAGUACUGAGUGUGUCCGCCUAUUAACCCUUGAGCAUCUAGCUUUCCCGGUCGAUACAAAUGUUGGUCGUAUAGCUGUACGACUUGGAUGGGUGCCACUUCAACCACUACCGGAGUCCCUUCAGUUGCAUCUUCUCGAGAUGUAUCCAGUGCUGGAGUCUAUUCAAAAGUACCUAUGGCCUCGUCUAUGCAAGCUCGAGCAGAAGACACUGUAUGAACUCCACUACCAAAUGAUUACAUUUGGAAAGGUCUUCUGUACAAAGAGCAAGCCAAAUUGCAAUGCAUGUCCAAUGAGAGGGGAAUGCAGACACUUUGCAAGUGCAUAUGCAAGUGCGAGAUUCGCCCUACCAGGUCCACAAGAGAAAGGCAUUGUGGAUUCUAUAAAUCCAUUCAUGUACAUGAACAAGCACAGUUCAGAAAUCCACCCAUUACCAUUGCCCCCAUUGGAGCCAAUGCCUAUCCCACAAGAAUAUUCCAAUCCCAUUUGUGAACCAAUCAUUGAAAUGCCACCAUCACCAGAGCCUAAACGCUUUGAAACCUCAGAUAUUGACAUUGAGGACACUCCAUGGGAAGAUACAGAUGAAAUUCCUACGAUCAAUCUCAAUCUUAAGGAACUAUCACAAAAUAUACAGAAAUGCUUGGAAGCAAACAAUUGGGACCUCGGAAAUCCAGAUAUGUCACAAGCAUUGGUAGCUAUAACUAAAGAAGCUGCUUCAAUUCCAAUGCCAAAGCUCAAGAAUAUUAGCAAACUGCGUACUGAGCAUCAAGUCUAUGAACUUCCAGAUGACCACCCACUUCUGAAAGACCUGGAUAGAAGGGAGCAAAAGGAUCCAUGUCCAUAUCUACUUUCCAUAUGGACUCCAGGUGAAACAGCAGACUCAAUUGAACCACCAGAAGUGUGCUGCAAUCAAGCAUCAGGCAACUUGUGUGACAAAGAGACUUGCUUCUCUUGUAACGGAAUACGUGAAGCUAAUUCCCAAAUAGUACGAGGAACAGUUCUGAUUCCAUGCAGAACUGCAACGAGAGGGAGUUUUCCACUGAAUGGUACUUACUUCCAAGUCAAUGAGGUGUUUGCGGAUCAUGAAACCAGCUUGAACCCAAUUGCUGUUCCUAGAGCUUGGAUAUGGAAUCUGCCAAGAAGAAUUGUUUAUUUUGGAAGUGCUGUCCCAACGAUAUUUAGAGAUCGCAGUAUUGAGGAAAUUCAACAAUGCUUUUGGAAAGGAUAUGUAUGUGUCCGUGCAUUUGAUCGAAAGUACCGGUGCCCACGUCCCCUAAAACAUAGAUUACACGCACCACCAAGUCAUAUAACCAAAAUUAAGAAUGGGACCACAAAGGAUGAUGUCAAGCCCAAAUCUAAGGAAGUCAUGACCCAUCCACCAAGCCACCAAGCCAAAAAUAAGACUGGAUUUAGUAUGAAUGAACUCAAGCUCAAAUUCAAAGAAGCCAUGACCACUAUUCGAAGGUAGAAGAGUGAUUGACCAACAAAAGGCUCUUUAUUGGCAGUCCGCUCAGGCAGAUGCCUGUGUGCACAAGUUAGAAGGCGGCUACAUUGUUGGAACCAAUGGAUCACCUGGAUCUGUAAAUGGGUGUAUAAAUAAUUCUCAUUAUUUAUAUGCAUUUUCGAAUUGAGCUCUUUUUCUACUGUUGGUUGAUCAUAUGAAGUCUAUAAGCUAAAUAAGCGCCAAAGAUCCACUUGUAAACUAACAAGAAAUUGACCUUUAUUGUAAUUCAGAAUGAUUAAACAUGUACAGCUCAAUGUUGCAUCGUUUCGUAUCA
Molecule: messenger RNA, 6960 nt
Organism: Amborella trichopoda
Lineage: Eukaryota; Viridiplantae; Streptophyta; Magnoliopsida; Amborellales; Amborellaceae
Product: protein ROS1A
Biological process (GO): base-excision repair; chromosomal 5-methylcytosine DNA demethylation pathway
Molecular function (GO): DNA demethylase activity; 4 iron, 4 sulfur cluster binding; DNA N-glycosylase activity
Source: RefSeq, a predicted model, not a curated record